Papaver somniferum (opium poppy) is the source of this 681-nucleotide messenger RNA. RefSeq names its product myb-like protein I. Lineage: Eukaryota; Viridiplantae; Streptophyta; Magnoliopsida; Ranunculales; Papaveraceae. Bases 1 to 681 code for a protein of 226 amino acids. The transcript has 2 exons. The record is from RefSeq and is a predicted model, not a curated record.
AUGCCUCCAAAACCUGCAACUCGAGCUUCUUCCGCUGCUAAUAAUGAUGAUUCUGAUGAUUCUUCUACUCAAGAUCGUUACAGUGAUGUUCUUGGAUUAUCUACUGCUCGUGAGAUUUGGGAAUAUAUUGAAACUACAUGUACCACUCAGUUUGCUUCUCGCAAAUCAAUGCUUCGUAAUCAACUUCAGUCGAUCCGUAGAGGAAAUCGUUCCGUUGAAGAAUAUCUACAGCAGAUCAAGUCAAUCACUGAUAACCUUGCAUCUAUUAAUGAGAAAGUAAGUAACUCUGACAUUAUAAUGCACAUUCUUAAUGGUCUUGGCCGUGAUUUCAACAAUUUUAUAAUCUCAUCACAAAAUCGUGAAGUUCCUUUCACUUUUGUUGAGAUUAAGGCUAGACUAAUUAGUCAUCAACAAUGGUUAAAAGAUCAAGAUUCAGAAAUGAACACUAUGUUUUAUAGUCAGAAUGCUUCAGAUAUGUAUGGCAAGAAUACAAAUUCUGGCAAGAAGAACAAUAAUUUUAACAAGAACAAGAGCAACUUCAAGAAUAAUGUUUAUUCUAAUGGUUCUGGAUCUAGCAGCAGUGGUUCCUCAGGCAACAAUGGUUCUUCUGGUCGAAAUUCUGGUAGUACUUCAGGUGGUAAUUCUAAUAACUCUUCCGGAGGUUCAAGAAAUAAUACAUGA